Mesocricetus auratus (golden hamster) is the source of this 1332-nucleotide messenger RNA. RefSeq names its product mediator complex subunit 4 (gene Med4). Gene Ontology annotation, molecular function: transcription coregulator activity. Bases 18 to 857 code for a protein of 279 amino acids. Gene Ontology annotation, biological process: regulation of transcription by RNA polymerase II. The transcript has 7 exons. Lineage: Eukaryota; Metazoa; Chordata; Mammalia; Rodentia; Cricetidae. The record is from RefSeq and is a predicted model, not a curated record. Gene Ontology annotation, cellular component: core mediator complex; mediator complex.
GCUAGCUCACACUGCGCAUGCGGUUGUUGGCGAUCGCCUGGGCGAUGGCGGCUUCUUCGAGUGGGGAAAAGGAGAAGGAGCGUCUGGGAGGCGUCUCAGUCAUGGCCGGCGUUGGCAGCACGCGGGAGCGGUUGCUGUCUGCGCUGGAAGAUCUGGAGGUCUUGUCGAGGGAACUUAUAGAGAUGCUGGCAAUUUCAAGAAAUCAGAAGCUGUUACAGCUGGAUGAGGAAAACCAGGUCUUGGAGUUGCUAAUUCACCGAGAUGGGGACUUUCAAGAACUGAUGAAAUUGGCACUUAAUCAGGGAAAGGUCCAUCAUGAAAUGCAGGCUUUAGAAAAAGAAGUCGAGAAGAGAGACAGUGACAUUCAGCAGCUGCAGAAACAGCUAAAGGAGGCGGAGCAGAUCCUGGCAACAGCUGUUUACCAAGCAAAGGAGAAACUCAAGUCAAUAGAGAAAGCAAGAAAAGGUGCUAUCUCCUCGGAAGAAAUCAUUAAAUAUGCACAUAGGAUUAGUGCAAGCAAUGCUGUAUGUGCACCUCUGACUUGGGUUCCAGGAGACCCUCGGAGGCCGUACCCAACUGAUUUAGAGAUGAGAAGUGGAUUGCUGGGUCAGAUGAACAAUCCUUCCACGAGUGGUGUGAAUGGUCAUCUCCCAGGGGAUGCCCUUGCAGCAGGUAGACUGCCAGAUGUCCUUGCUCCACAGUACCCGUGGCAGUCAAAUGACAUGUCCGUGAACAUGCUACCACCAAAUCACAGCAGUGACUUCCUGCUGGAGCCGCCUGGGCACAACAAGGAAAACGAAGAUGAUGUGGAGGUUAUGUCCACAGACUCUUCAAGCAGCAGCAGUGACUCCGACUGAAGAAGGCGUGGCCGCACUGCCCAGACUCCUGAGCUGCAGACCCCAGACUCUACGGAGCAGCCCACUACAAAUCAAAGGGGUGUUCUUCUUAAUGCCCACCCCCCUGGUUUUGUCUCAUCUGCUAGGCAAAUGUGUGAGGAUUAGUCAGCGUUACUACUGGAAGUGAGACUGCAGAAGAAUGACAAAACCUCGUUCGUGGGAAUGACUUGAAAGGGCCCUGAGCCAGGCAUGGCGGCUCAUACCUGUAGUCCCAGCACUUGGAAGACAGGGAUUGCUACGGGAGCGUCAUAGUGAACUCUGAGCCAGCAGGGCCACAGAGCAGCCCUGGCCAGCACAAAGGCAGUGGUGCUCUGAGUGUGGUAUUUCAAAGUGAAAGUACUCACUUGAAGAGAGUCGGCUGCUGUUGCAGCGACAGAACUAUUACUAUUGUGUGGUAAAUACUGUAAUAUGUGUAAAUAAACUUGCUUUUGCUGUA